AUGGUCUUAUCAGAAAAAAUCAGAUUACCGAAGAAAGAAAGCGAGAGAUAUGAGACCAUGACCGCUUCAAGAAGCCUUCGAAACAAAGCGUUACGGACGAUUCGUUCUGCAGCGGAUGCAAUCGCUUACUUUGAUGCCAAUCGGCGUGUUAGAGGUUAUGACAUGCAGACUCAGGUUCAACGCGCUCAUGCUUUAUCCUGGAAUUGUGAUGGCACACGUCUUGCAUGUGGAUCACAAGACCGUCGAGUGGCUGUCGGGACCGUCGAUUCCUCCUGUCGAGUCAAAUGCUCUUUCGUCGGCCAAGGUCACGAUGACUCUGUUGAUCAGGUUGCAUUUCACUGCACCAAUCCGAAUCUACUUGCAUCUGCCAGCACUGACAAAUCCGUCAUAAUCUGGGAUAUAAGACAACAGAAGACCCACACUCGUCUCUCCACAAGAGCAGCUAACCUCUACGUUACUUGGUCUCCGUGUGGUCGCUACUUAGUCUACGGUGACAAGGAGGAUCGACUGCAUGUGAUAGAUGGAAGAUCGCUGAGCACUCUGAAGUCAUACGACUCAAAGACUGAAAUGAAUGAAUUUGCAUAUCAUCCUAGUGGAAAAUACCUUUUUGUAGCUACGGGGCAAGGACGAAUGGAAGUAUUCAAAAUGCCCGAAUUGGAGCUUGUUCGUACAGUGGCAGCUCAUUCCGGUCAAUCUAAUUGUGUUGCUUUGGCUGUGUCCCCUGAUGGACAGCGUGUAGCUGUUGGAGCAUCAGAUGCUUUGUGUUCGAUAUGGAGCAUUGAUGAGAUGAUGUGUGAGAGGAAUUUGGGAAGAUUAGACUACCCUGUUCGGGCUGUGGCAUUCAGCCAUGACAGCCAGCUGAUCGCAACGGGAAGCGAAGACCAUUCAAUAGACAUUGCCUAUGUUAAUGAUGGAUCUAGAGUGCAUGAGAUUCGUUUGGAUGGAGAAGUUUAUUCCGUUGCAUGGCAUCCACAACAAUUUAUGCUGGCGUUUGCUUCGUCAGGAGAUCCUCGUGAUCGAGAUUCUUUCGGUGUACGAUUGUUUGGAUAUACCAGUUGACCCUUAUGCCUUUCUUCUUGGUUAUGUCGCAGAUAAAUGCUGUAGAUCUC
Molecule: messenger RNA, 1109 nt
Organism: Cylicocyclus nassatus
Lineage: Eukaryota; Metazoa; Nematoda; Chromadorea; Rhabditida; Strongylidae
Source: the annotation of a GenBank genome assembly